CUCAGCAAGCAAAAAUCUAAGUGCAUCCUGAAUAGGCCAUUCUGUGGCCACAAACUCGUCAUGUGGCCAAUGCCACAUAAAUUUCUUUACAGCCAAAUAGAUUUAUAACAAUUUAAACAUACAAAAGCAAAGAAGUAUACCAAAACAAAGAGAGAGAAAUAAAAACUUCCAUUCUUUUCAUAAUCUUGAGUUUCAACAAUGGCUUCCACCAUGAUGACUACUCUCCCACAAUUCAGUGGCCUCAAACCCCAAGCUUUCUCAACUUCUCCAAUUCAAGGCUUGGUAUCAGUUCAACCAAGACGCAACAAAGGACAAGGUGCUUUGGGAGCUCGUUGUGAUUUCAUUGGCUCAUCCACAAAUUUGAUAAUGGUGACCUCAACAACCCUAAUGUUAUUUGCUGGAAGAUUUGGACUUGCACCAUCAGCAAACAGGAAGGCAACUGCAGGGCUAAAGCUUGAGGUGAGGGACUCUGGCUUACAGACUGGGGAUCCUGCUGGAUUUACACUUGCUGAUACUUUGGCUUGUGGUACUGUUGGUCACAUUAUUGGUGUUGGAGUUGUUCUUGGACUCAAGAACAUUGGUGCUCUCUAAAAUUUGUAUCUCUAUGUUCAUAAAUCAAAUCAUCUUUUUGUGAAUUA
This is a messenger RNA of Capsicum annuum, 638 nucleotides long. RefSeq names its product photosystem I reaction center subunit psaK, chloroplastic. The record is from RefSeq and is a predicted model, not a curated record. The coding region runs from base 199 to 591 and encodes 130 amino acids. The transcript is spliced from 3 exons. Gene Ontology annotation, cellular component: membrane; photosystem I. NCBI's taxonomy places the organism in Eukaryota, Viridiplantae, Streptophyta, Magnoliopsida, Solanales, Solanaceae. Gene Ontology annotation, biological process: photosynthesis.